AAAACAUUUCAAGGUUUGAUUCUACUGAGCAAAACUAAACAUGAUGUCAUCAGUGCAGUAUUCCAAAGGUUUCCUGGUCGUUUUAAUAUGCCAAGUAUGGCUUCCCUCAUUUGUGUCAAGUGAGACAACCACCCAGGCAACCAGCUCCUCCAUGACCACGGCAACAUCUUCUGACUCCAUGACAACUGAUUCAACUGCAACAAAUGCAACGGAAUCUAGCACUGCCGCUACAGGAGCUGCCUCUACAACAGGAGCUGCCUCUACAACAGGAGCUUCCUCUACAACAGGAGCUGCCUCUACAACAGGAGCUGCCUCUACAACAGCUGCCAAUAUGUCCACGUCCACAGCAAUGGCAGCCACCCCUACAGGAACUUCUGUUACAAGUGCUGCAACGUCAACAUCAUCUUUAACUACCAUGGUUUCCACAAGCAUGACCUCUAACAUGACCACAGGUUCAGUGAGUAGCACCAGCAGCCCCGGCAACAGUACCAUGGGAGGCAGCUCCAACAGCACGAUCUCAUGCCGUACCUUCACUUGUGACGGUUCUAACUGUUACUGGAUGUUUAUGAAUAUGAGCUCCAGCACCUGCCCUUCCAGUUCCAACUACUGUGAGUUUCGGAGAUGUAAUGAUUCGAUGUACUCAGUGGGAUGUGUAGACUCAUGUGACCUUGGCUCCACUCGCUGCGUAAACGACUCCCAGAUCGACUGCGUGAAAGACUGUUGCAACAUGACGGACUGCCUCAACACCACACUGCAGAAUAUGGGAAACACCCAAGAAACCACAGUCGCUGCAACAACCAAACCCAGUACGACUACCACAACAACCACAACUGCCAAACCAAACAAUGGGAUGAAGUGUAAAAGUCUUUCCUGUACCGGAGAAAACUGCUACACCACUGCUAAGGCAGAGAUGAUGUGGUGUUACGACCCACACAAAUAUUGUCAGUUAAAGAAGAUGAUGGAGGGAUCGGAAACGAAGUGGAUGUCCGGCUGCACCAGUAACUGCACCCAAGAGACAGCCUGCACGGAUGCGGCACAGACCUGCCACCUGGAGUGCUGCGACGCGUCAGCCAUGGGUGAUUGCCUUAAGCUCGACGGCAAGGUGAACAUGCCCAACUCAGAUGCCAGCAGAGCCAUAUACUCCCCCUUUAUGUUGCUGGCCACCUCUGUGAUGGCAUGGCUACUCCUCAUGGGUGAACCGAUGUAACGUCUUCGGAGGACAUCCAAGCUGCCUGCUGCAAACGAAGGAAUUAAGACCGGCUCUCAGUUUAAUGGAGUGUAUGGGUUUAUGUGUGUGUGUGUGUGUGUGUGUGUGUGU
Messenger RNA from Clupea harengus (Atlantic herring), 1318 nucleotides. RefSeq lists its product as uncharacterized. Lineage: Eukaryota; Metazoa; Chordata; Actinopteri; Clupeiformes; Clupeidae. The record is from RefSeq and is a predicted model, not a curated record.